CUGUUACUUUAGAUCCUGCUGUAAUAAAAACCACAAAUUAUUUGAUGACAUGGUUUUUUAAUGACGUUCGCAUCGCUGAAAUCACUGGAGAUCUUAGUUUUAUCUGUACAGAUGAUGAGUGUGAUGAGAGAUUCAGAGACAGACUGCAGCUGGAUCAUCAGACUGGAUCUCUGACCAUCACAAACACCAGAAGCACAGACUCUGGACUUUAUUAUCUGCUGAUAAUCAGCAGCAGAUUCAGCAUCAGAAGGAUCUUUAUUGUUGAUGUCACUGGUUAUGCUGAUGCAGUGAGUGUGUCAGUGAUGCGAGGAGAUUCAGUCACUCUACACACUGAUGUUGAAACAAACCAACAAGAGGAGAUUAGUUGGUAUUUUAAUAGCAUUCGCAUUGCUGAAAUCAGUGCAGAUCCCAGUAAGACCUGCACAGAUGUUCAGUGUGAAGAUGCUGAUGAGAGAUUCAGAGACAGACUGAAGCUGGUUCAUCAGACUGGAUCUCUGACCAUCACAAAUAUCACAAUCACAGACUCUGGACUUUAUAAACUACAGAUCACCAGCAGCAGCGACAGUCUUCUUCAGCUCUUCAGUGUUUCUGUCUAUUAUGUUCCUAAACGAGAGAAAAUGAAGAGAAUGUCAGUGAAGGAGGGAGAAUCUGUCACUUUAGAUCCUGGUGUAAUGAAAACCACAAAUUAUUUGAUGAAAUGGCUUUUUAAUGACAUUCGCAUCGCUGAAAUCAAUGGAGAUCUUAGUUUUAUCUGUACAGAUGUUCAGUGUUUAUAUGCUGACGAGAGAUUCAGAGACAGACUGAAGCUGAAUCAUAUGACUGGAUCUCUGACCAUCACAAACACCAGAAGUGAAGACACUGGACUCUAUUAUCUGCUGAUAAUCACCAUCCGGUUCAGCAUCAGAAGGAGCUUCAUUGUUGAUGUCACUACUUAUGUUGAUGCAGUGAGUGUGUCAGUGAUGGAGGGAGAUUCAGUCAUUCUACACACUGAUGUUGAAACAAACCAACAAGAGGAGAUUAGAUGGUAUUUUAAUGACACUCGCAUCGCUCAAAUCACUGAAGAUCUCAGUUUUAUCUGCACAGAUGUUCAGUGUAAAUAUAGUGAUGAGAGAUUCAGAGACAGACUGAAGCUGGAUUAUCAGACUGGAUCUCUGACCAUCACAAACACCACAACCACAGACUCUGGGCUUUAUCAUAAACAAGUCAUCAGCGGCAGCAGCAUCAAUCAAGGCAUCUUCAGUGUUACUGUCUAUGAAGUUCCUGCUGUUGAACGAGAUGAAAUGAAGAGGAAGUCAGUGCAGGAGGGAGAAUCUGUCACUUUAGACACAGGAGUAAUCAAAAAUCCAAAUGAUUUGAUGACGUGGUAUUUUAGUGACAUUCACAUCGCUGAAAUCACUGGAGACCAGAGUAAGAUCUGUACAGAUGCUGAUGAGAGAUUCAGAGACAGACUGAAGCUGGAUCAUCAGACUGGAUCUCUGGCCAUCACAAACAUCACAACCACAGAGUCUGGACUCUAUCAACUACAGAUCAGCAGCAGCAGCAGAAGAAUCAGCAUCAUAAAGAGCUUCAGUGUCACUGUCCCUAUGGUUUCCGAUUCAGGUCUGUCUUCAGCCCCAGCAGGAAUAGUAGUAGUCCUAUGUGUUGGUGUAGCUGCUCUUGUUCUGCUGCUCGUUGCUGCUGGUGUGAUUUACUAUCGCAAACGUCAAGCAGGACAACAUAGCGAUGUUACAGACAUGGUGAUGCAGUUCAAUAAUCAGGACGGAAAAAGACCCCGUUGAUGACUCCUGCCAAUGAAUCAGACUGAAACUGGGGCUGCCAAUGAGACAUCACAGAAACUUUAUUAUGUUGAUACUUUCAUUUAAAGGGAACAUAAAGAAAAGUUGGGAAGCCAAUAGUGUCACGAUACCAAGAUUUCAGUAUUCAGUACUGAUGCCAGUGAAACAAAAUUCAGCUAAUUAAAAUUCAAACUAAUUGGCUAUAAUUCAGUUUUAAGUGAUUUAAAUAAUAAAAAUUUAGCCUAAUUUUUUUUGUUAUUAUGUAACAUAGCUUCAGAAUAGACAAACCGUAAAUUAGCAACUAAAUGAUUAAAGUUUGAGAAAGCCUGACCCGAAAGUUUCGAGUAGUUUUAAAAGCAUAAUGUUUAAAGGUUUUGAAGGCCAUGCAGUCUAUCAGAAAAAACAGACAGAAUCAAACAACAUGUUGGCUUUCUCAUUAAGAAACAGAGAAAAAUAUUAAUUCCAAUAGUACAAAGAGUGCUUGAGGUUUCUUUCAGUAUGUCAGUGUUUAUUAAAGGUGCUAAAGUUACAUCUUUAGAAUUUUCGUAUUAGCAACUUUACAGUUCUAC
This is a messenger RNA of Sinocyclocheilus grahami, 2344 nucleotides long. RefSeq lists its product as uncharacterized. Lineage: Eukaryota; Metazoa; Chordata; Actinopteri; Cypriniformes; Cyprinidae. The transcript is spliced from 8 exons. The record is from RefSeq and is a predicted model, not a curated record. Bases 45 to 1778 code for a protein of 577 amino acids.